Messenger RNA from Talaromyces stipitatus ATCC 10500, 2707 nucleotides. RefSeq names its product protein kinase, putative. Gene Ontology annotation, biological process: protein phosphorylation. NCBI's taxonomy places the organism in Eukaryota, Fungi, Ascomycota, Eurotiomycetes, Eurotiales, Trichocomaceae. The record is from RefSeq and is a predicted model, not a curated record. The coding region runs from base 152 to 2707 and encodes 851 amino acids. Gene Ontology annotation, molecular function: ATP binding; protein kinase activity. The transcript has 3 exons.
AUCUAAACAAUCAACCACUAUUUAUCGUCAUUCGAGUUUUGUGACCUCUUCCUCCAGGCUGCAAGUACUUGAGCAGACUGUACUGCUUAAUCGAGCACUCGAGAUGUCCCCUUGUGCUACCAAGUAAUGCUCGACGGAGCGCUAUGUCAAUAUGUCCAUGUUCCGUUCUGCAGCAGACAUCUCAUCAUCCGAUCCGGAGUCUAGUUCGGAAGAAACUGAAAAUGAUAGUCUACCAGAAACUCAUAUUGACACCGAGCUACCGACAGAGGCAUCUGCCAGUUUAGAGGAACUCCUUCUGGAUGAUUAUGAUCUUCCAACACCAGGGCGUAUAGGGCAGGACAACAUCCUGGGGGGCGCAUUGGAUCUUGAUGCUGAUGGACAUGCAUCUGUGAUGACAUCUGCUCUACUUGAAUUCUUCUGUUUGACUCGGGCUGCUGACUUCCUCAAUGCACAACCCGGAUCAUUUGGGCGGCUCACCCGGGAUUCACCAGAAGUCAAGCAGUUGGGGAAGAAAAUGUUUCAGUACAAAUCACAGUUUCUGUCAUCUCAUGGUGUCGUAGCCGGUGGUAUUGAAGACGAUGACUGGGAGAGGAUUCGCCAAUAUUAUCGUGACAACCUGGACAUGUUGGGAAAUGCUGCCAUCGGAGAUGCAAGUCUUGCUAAUUCAUCCGGAAGGCCGGGCUCUCGAGAGGGAAGAAAUGAAUUCCCACGGGCGCCGUUGACUAAAUCCCAGUCACUCAUUUCCACCACUAAGAUCUAUCAAGCUGCCAUGGAGCCAGACCCUUCAGAGAGCAGUCGUUGGAAUAUACAGAGACGUAACCCAGGCCCUCCCGUCAAUCAAGGCCACUCGGAAACUUUUCUACACCUGAAUAACUUAUUGCGAACUCCUCAGCUGCCCGGGGGCGAAACGCCAGGGCCUAUGGCACUUGUCAGUACGAAAUAUGAGCCGACAAUCGAUCAUACGUCUAGGUACGCUUCGGAAUUCGUAGAGGUCAAGCUUCUAGGGCGGGGAUCGUUUGGUCAAGUUUUUGAAGCGCGACAUCAUGUCGAUGGCCAGAGCUAUGCCGUGAAAAAGAUACCGCUGAGCAAGUGGAGACUGGAAAUGUUGCAACAAGAAGGAGUGCAGCAUCUGGAGCACAUACUGAAAGAAAUCAGAACAUUAGCUCGUUUGGAACAUAAAAACGUUGUUCGUUAUUUUGGUGCUUGGGUGGAAGAAAGAUACGUGUGUCCGGAAACCGCGCCUUUAGAUCCAGGAGAAGACGUGCAUAUGGGAGUGGAACCAUCUAAAGAACAACAUGAUCCUGCCGAAGAGGAUCAAAGUUUUGGAAUUGUGUUUGGCUUGUCUAGCAAUGACGGUGAAUACGAUGAUGACAAUAAAUCGGAUUCUCGCAGUCAUGGGACUGGUACCUGGUCGAAUUCUCACCAACGCCGAAACAGUCGCUUUACCAACGCAUCUUCGCUUUCGAAGAAGAGCACAAUACUGGGCAGUGGGGAAGACGACGAUGAAGAUGUUGAAUCUAUCCAGAGAAACUUCAGCAUCCCGAAAGCAGGUGUACUCUCACAUGACUACACAUCAACAAGCGAUUUAACAGGCACGGAUAUCUUCACAAAUGAUAUGAGCGAAGAUCCAUCAAAGUUCCAGCUUGCACACCGAGAGAAAACAAUACAGAAUCAGACCGUUGUUCUACAUAUUCAGAUGUCAUUACACCCUCUGACCUUAAGCGCAUUUCUCAAUCCUAAACACCGCUCGGCGUCAGCAUGUCAUUGCUUUCAUCUUCUUCCAUCUUUACGGAUACUACUUGGCAUAUUAUCAGGAGUAGAGUACCUCCACUCGAAGGGCAUUGUCCAUCGCGAUCUAAAGCCGGCCAAUAUUUUCCUUUCUGCCCGCGAGGACAAUGAAGGUGCCUGUCACUCUUGCCGCGGAAUAGAUGACCAGCCGAUUAGAAACCAGUACCGUCCUCGCAUAGGAGAUUUCGGACUUGUGGCAGAUAUAUCCCAUUGUGCCGAGAAACCGGUCCCCAACGGUGUAGUUACUGUUCAGACUGGACAGAGUCCCAGGAGAAGAUUUCGACAUGUCGGUACCGAGUUUUACUGUCCACCGAGACCAGACUCUGCUUCAAACCCAGACUCGAGCGAAUACGCAAUCAACGAGAAAUUAGACGUGUUUGCCCUGGGUGUUAUCUUAUUCGAGCUCCUUUACCGUUUAGGCACCAAGAUGGAACGUCAACUUGUCUUGUCUCAAUUGACUCGUCACGGGUCACGGGAUGGCAUCGUUAGGAUCCCGGAUGAUUUCGAGGAUAAGAUUGAAUGUGGAAGGGUCAAGCUUCGGAACGGGAUGUCCGUCGCGGAGUCGCUAUCUACUUGCAUUCAAGGCAUGCUUCAUCCUGAUUCUAGCAAGAGGUGGAGCUGUGAGGACAUCCGGAUGUCUUUGAAGGAAAUUAUUAGAGUGUUGCACGGGGCGGAUGUUACGAUAGAGUUGUUGGAUUCUGAUACUUGUACGGAUUCCCCGGACAUUCUGGUAAGAUUAUCUCAACUCCAUAGAUUUGAAGAGAAGAACAGGGCAUCACUAAUCGCAGGAUUAGGGUUAGGUUACAUUAAGGCUGACCAUGGGAGAUACCUAGGUAUUAAUGCUCGUCGAGAUGGUGGACCCAUGUGUAAUACCAAUUUAGCUAUUUAUACACGAAAGUUGAUGGAACCUUCUAAAUAG